Messenger RNA from Nylanderia fulva, 1862 nucleotides. The record is from RefSeq and is a predicted model, not a curated record. Lineage: Eukaryota; Metazoa; Arthropoda; Insecta; Hymenoptera; Formicidae.
UGCCGGCGCGGCCCAAAGUUGAAAACACCUCGUGCUUCGUGCCGCCAUAAGUUGCUUAACCUGAUACCAGUGCAACGUGGUGUAUUCAUCGCUGUUCUUAAACAAAAGUAGACGUAUUGUGCACAUUAUUAUCGUUACAUUUUUUGUUUGGAUUAAAAUUUGUAUGCUGGCAAAGCAUUUAUUUGUUCAACUAGUGUAUGAACAUUCUUGAAUAUUCUUUACAAGAAUAAAAAGAAGAAAAAGAACACGUGCAUGAAGAACGACAAAGAUUAUAAAAUUGUUGCUUUGUGCCAUGUGCUUCAUGCCGCCAUAAGUUACUUAACCUGAUACCAGUGCGUGGUAUGUUCACUGCUGCCUUAAACAGAAGUAAACGUAUUUGUGCACGUUAUUAUCGUUACAUUUUUCGUUCGAAUUAAAAUUUGUAUGCUAGCAAAGCAUUUAUUUGUUCAAUUAGUAUAUGAACAUGCAGUCUUGAAUAUUUUUUAUAAGAAUAAAAAAAAGAAAAGGAACACGUGCACGAAGAACGAAAGCAAAAUCUCAGCAGUUGUUCGUUCGCAUACGACGAAGCAAAAGAUAAUUACGAAAAAGGCUACUUUGAGUUUUAACAUCAAAUUUUCACAUUUGCGUACGAGAAAGUAGAAAAGAAGUUAUCUUACAGCCAAGAUGCAAAAAUAUUCCAUAGUUGAAUUUAAUGAUGAAAAUACCGUUGAAAUUAUUCCUUCUUCUUGGAUAUCAUUUGAUAAAAAAACUACAUUAUGGCCCAAUACUAUAUCUCCUGCCAUUCUAAAGAAAUAUUUGAAAAAUAAUACUCAGCCCAAUGAUGAUUGGACUUCUGUACAUAUAAGAGUUUUAGGACAUGCAGAUAAUUUAACUGAAGCCAUGAAAAAAGCGGAAAGAGCACAAGAUACGUCUCAGUUAAGUAGUAGUGAUGACUCUACUUCUGAUACAACAAAUACACGACAGAAGAAAUCCCAACAUAAACAUCACAAUUUGUCUGAUGAAGAUGAUGAAGAUGAUGCUUUAGCUUCAAAAAAUCAGUAUAAAAUAAAUUCAGAGAAAGGUCCUAAAUCCAAUAAAAAUAAAAGCAUCCAAAGAGAUGAAGCAGAAAAGUCAAAGAAGAUUUCAUAUCAAAAUCUAAAUAGUUCUUCCAAUGAAGAAGAUGAUCUAGCUUCAGGAAAUCAGUGUACAGUAAAUUCAGAUAAACGUCCUAAUGUUCCAUCUUUUCCUGAUAAUGAGUUAAAUUUACAAAGAGAUUCUCAAGCUGAUCCUGUAUUAUCCAAUAAAAGUAAUACAACCAUCCAAAGAAGCGAAGUAGAAAAAUCAAAAAACAUUCAACAAAUUAAAGAAGGCAUUUUAACAAAAAUUUUUAAAUUAAUGGAAGAAGUUAGAUUUGAAACAGUUGCAUUGAAAAAGGGACAACAAGAAAUAAAAGUAAAAUUAGAUACUCUAUUGACACACAAUGAUAAUAGUGUCAUAAACACAUUUAGUCACCUUCUUCCGAUUUGUUCCAUGGAGUCCUUUGAUGAAAUUGAUCAAGGUUUGAAAAAUUCUGAAGAAAACUUUAUAUCUUUGAUAAAAUAUCUCAACCUUGGUUCAGGAGAAACUGUAAAGGCAUUAGUGCCAUCAGUAAUGAAAUUACUUAUGAAGAAGACUGUUUCCAUGCAUUUCAGUGGUUCCGGAAAACAAAAAAAAACGUGAUUUUUCUGCAACUAAGGUUGCUGCUGCAGUAUUUGAGGUUGUGUCGAAAAAAAUACCAAAUGUAUCCAGAAAUGAAAUUUUGCAAAAAAUAUCAAAAUUCCUUGCAGAAAGUGGAGACAGAGAAGGAGGAAGAAAAGAAAGAUUUUCGAAAUCUACAAAUUAGG